AUGGUGAGACCAAGAAGGCCAACUGAUAUACCCGAAGAUGAGUUACCAAGGGAUGAUGGGAACUACGCCAUGGCUAGGGCAUUGAAUAGGAUGACAAAUUUCUCCAGCAGAACUUCCGACCACAGCAGGGUGCCAAAGACCCCUACCUUUACUGGGGAUGAGGAUCCAUUAAAGGCCAGAAGAUGGAUUGAAGACCUUGAGAGGACGUUUGAAGUCUAUGGGUUCAUUGAAUCUCAGAUGGUAUUGUAUGGGAGUUAUAUGCUGCAAGGUGAAGCAGCUAAUUGGUGGCAGACGAAGCGGCAACUCCUAGAAAUGGAGCUGGGAUCUCUUGCUGCGGUGUCUUGGCAGCGUUUUAAAAAGGAAUUUGACGACCGUUUCUUCCCUAUUUCGAUGAGAAGGCAAAAGGCAAGAGAGUUCAAUGAUUUGCUUCAAGGUGAUAUGACGGUUGAACAAUAUGCAAGGAAAUUCAUGGAGCUUGGGCGGUUCGCUCCUCACCUUAUUGCCACCGAAGAGUUGCGGGUUGAGCGUUUUCAGGAGGGUCUGCGCCACGAUAUACGUAGACAAAUGGCUUGUCGUCAGAUUAUGGAAUUUCAGAAGUUGGUGGACUUGGCCAGUAUCGCAGAGCGGGAGAAUAGCUUUGUAGUGAGCUCCCCUCCGAGGCAGAAAAGGCGGAGUUUUGCUGGCGAGGGAAGCAGUUCCGGAUCGCCACAGAAGUUUGUUCAAAGGACAGGGUCCCGUUCACAGACAACCUCUGGUGUCCGUGUAGGAGGCCGGACUCCUGUGUGCCCUAGAUGCAAUAGAGCCCAUGAGGGCGACUGCGGUCAGAGGGGGAUCCAGUGUUUUAAAUGUGGCCAGCCAGGUCACUUUGCUCGUGAGUGUCCCAACCAAAUUCAAGGAGGUCAAGGAGGACGAGGUGGUCGACGUGGUGGGAGGAACAACCAGAGACCACUAGUACAAGCUCGGGUCUAUGCUGUGACCCCAGGUGAUGUGGACUAUGAGGCUCCAGAGACCCACGAUGCAGGAGUGAUUACUGGUAGAGUUCGUAUAUAUGAUUUUAAUACAUGUACCCUAUUUGAUUCGGGGGCGUCCCAAUCUUUUGUGUCCGCUACGUUUGCACGGAUGUGCAACUUAAUCAUAGAACCUCUACCACAAUCCUUGGUGGUGGCUCUUCCCAAUGGCGAGAUUAUGUGUUGCUCCAAAGUUGCUUUAGGCUGUCCUUUAGAUUUUGGAGGGAGGACACUGGAUGCAGAUUUGAUUGUAUUCAAGUUGCUUGGAUUUGACAUAAUUUUGGGUAUGGAUUGGUUGUAUCGAUAUUCUGCAAAUAUUAAUUGUAGAAGUCGGGUAAUUGGUUUUCAUCUCUCGGAUAGAGAUUACUUAGAAUUCGUGGGAAGCAAGUUGAAGGCAAGACCAGCAAUUAUAUCAGCAAUUCAAGCUAGGUGA
Messenger RNA from Juglans regia (Persian walnut), 1440 nucleotides. RefSeq lists its product as uncharacterized. The record is from RefSeq and is a predicted model, not a curated record. NCBI's taxonomy places the organism in Eukaryota, Viridiplantae, Streptophyta, Magnoliopsida, Fagales, Juglandaceae. The coding region runs from base 1 to 1440 and encodes 479 amino acids. The transcript has 3 exons. Gene Ontology annotation, molecular function: zinc ion binding; nucleic acid binding.